Messenger RNA from Fonsecaea pedrosoi CBS 271.37, 1458 nucleotides. RefSeq lists its product as uncharacterized. The transcript is spliced from 2 exons. Lineage: Eukaryota; Fungi; Ascomycota; Eurotiomycetes; Chaetothyriales; Herpotrichiellaceae. Bases 1 to 1458 code for a protein of 485 amino acids. The record is from RefSeq and is a predicted model, not a curated record.
AUGGAGUUGUUGAUGGAAGCUUCGUCGAGUCCGCUCACAGAUCUUUCACCAUCAAACGUGUCAAAACGCAUCUUGGCAGCAUCUCAUAAACCACAAGGGGCUGCAGACGCACGGAUCUUUCAAGCUUCUGAAGAUUCACUAUACUACUUUUAUGAAGCUACACUUCUUUUGAGAAUGCUUGGUUCGAAGGCUCCUCACCACAGUGCAAACCACACCGCAGGCAAAAGAUCCUCGUCUCCUUGGCACAAAUUUUUGGACGAAUUUUCCUGGCUCGGGGAUUCCGAACUAGGUGGCAGCAGCGUGAUAGCGAUCGCGGUUGAGGAGAAAGUCACAGGGCUACAUUUCUGGGUGGCUUCGAACGGACACGUGAAAACAAAGACUUUCGAUCAUCUUACUUGGUUGCUGGAACAGCUACAGAAAGUAGAGCAGACUCCCCAUUGGAAUCAACAGUACCUCGUGCAGCAAAUAUUCGCUUGUUCGAUCGACCAAAGUCGGAAGAAAGUCUGCAAUUAUGCCCGUCGGCUAUUGAAGUUGGUCACGCGUGUUCAAGCAGCGGGAACGGAUGAUCUCUCAAAUUCAGGUGAGUUCAACUAUAUUGUAUGCUAUAAAGUUGUGCAUGCACUGACCAGUUGUCGAGACCGAGAACUCUUCAGUACAUUGGAACAAUUAGUUGCCGUUCAUGCUGAUCCCCUUCGUCUGUGCGCGAACGCCUAUCAGCUGCGGCGGACACAGUCGAUGGUCCAGCUCAGCGACAAGUGUCUGAGAGAUGGGGACUUCUCUGAUUGGUCUUUGAUUCGCCAUUACGUCGGUCGACUGGGCUCUUGGAUGAAAGCAGCACGAACGGUGGUCUCUUUUGCCAGACAGGCACCGGACGUCUUCCGCGAACUGCAAAUCGAAGCCGUCCCAAACCCUCUCCCAUCUGUCAUAAGGUGGACAAGACAGCUUUCGACUGUUGAGGGCGUCCUCCAGUAUUUGUUUCCUGCCUUCAAAUCCAGUCCUCCCGGCCAAAGUUUCAAGCCACUUGCAGAAUCUUACCAAGAGUUCGUUACUCGAACGCUUCGAUACAAAGGUGACCAAGUCGAGUUUCGACCAAAGGUACAUGCCGAAGCCUUGAUCGCAGAUCACUUUUACCGUCACGAUCUCCGUUUUGUCAAUCAAGAUCGAUAUAUAGGCUGCAGACAAUUCGUGGAGCGGCCUUGCCAUGGUAAUACUUGGAUUAAGUGGCAGCCUCCAUAUUUCGGGGACAUUGGAGCUCGGAAUUCGUCGCUUAUUUCCGCACAGACACUGACGCAUAUGAUGAGUGAUAUCGGGGACGAUAUCAGAAAGAGAAUCAUGGCUGGGGGCGAGACUGGAAGGCGCCUUCCUGAUUCAGUCACAGGGCUUUCCACCUCGAUCACACACUCGAACGAGCCUGAUGGAGGGAACGCCCUGUCUAGACCCGUCGAAGGGGUGCUCUGA